This is a messenger RNA of Penicillium taxi, 1209 nucleotides long. RefSeq names its product 4-hydroxyphenylpyruvate dioxygenase family protein. Lineage: Eukaryota; Fungi; Ascomycota; Eurotiomycetes; Eurotiales; Aspergillaceae. The record is from RefSeq and is a predicted model, not a curated record. Gene Ontology annotation, molecular function: 4-hydroxyphenylpyruvate dioxygenase activity. The transcript is spliced from 4 exons. Gene Ontology annotation, biological process: L-tyrosine catabolic process. The coding region runs from base 1 to 1209 and encodes 402 amino acids.
AUGGCUCCAUCAGCCAUCUCUUCUACUCCUCCUUCCUCCACGGUAAAUCAGGAGUCCUUCGCCAGCUACCGUGGCUACGACCAUGUACACUGGUACGUCGGUAAUGCCAAGCAAGCAGCAACCUACUAUAUCACUCGUAUGGGUUUCAAACAUAUUGCCUAUCGUGGUCUCGAGACAGGCAACCGCAGCAUCUGCUCACAUGUGAUUCGGAACGGGGAUAUCACUUUCAUCCUAACAUCGCCUCUACGCUCUUUGGACCAGGCCGAUCGCUUUAGUCCUGAGGAGCAAGACUUCCUCCGUGAAAUCCACCAUCACUUAGAACAGCAUGGAGAUGCUGUGAAAGAUGUUUCAUUCGAGGUGGAUGAUGUCGAUGCGGUAUACUUCGCUGCAGUGAAGAACGGCGCGAAAUCGGUUUCCCCACCUAAGGUUUUCGAAGACUCUAAUGGCCAUGUCAAGGUCGCUACAAUCCAGACCUACGGCCAGACAACGCAUACUAUUAUCGAGAGAAGCCAAUAUAACGGGAGAUUUUUGCCUGGCUACCGUGAUGAGCAAAUUGAAGAUCCUGUGUCAAAGUUCCUGCCUGGUGUUCAUCUUUUGAGAAUCGAUCACUGUGUUGGAAAUCAGGACUGGGAAGAAAUGGAAAAAAUCUGCAAUUACUAUGAGAAGGCUCUUGGAUUUCACCGCUUCUGGUCUGUUGAUGACAGCCAGAUUUCCACUGAAUUCUCUGCUCUCAACAGUAUUGUCAUGGCCUCUCCCAAUGAGAUUGUUAAAAUGCCAAUCAACGAGCCGGCUAAGGGAAAGAAGCAAUCACAGAUUGAAGAAUACGUGGACUUUUACAAUGGUGCCGGUGUGCAGCACAUCGCUCUCCUCACCGACGAUAUCAUCCGCGAUAUCACCAAUCUGAAAGCUCGAGGCGUGGAAUUUAUCAAAGUUCCCGAAACCUACUAUACUGGCAUGCAGGAACGACUGAAGAAGUCCGGCCUAGUUCUCAAGGAGGACUUUGAGACAAUCAAAAGCUUGGAUAUUUUGAUUGAUUUUGACGAGGGUGGAUAUCUCUUGCAACUCUUCACCAAACAUUUGAUGGACCGUCCAACUGUUUUUAUCGAGAUCAUUCAACGACAUAACUUCUCCGGAUUUGGAGCUGGAAAUUUCAAGUCAUUAUUCGAGGCAAUCGAAAGAGAGCAGGAGUUGCGUGGGAAUCUGGUCUAG